Messenger RNA from Pocillopora verrucosa, 1502 nucleotides. Its product is annotated as ras-related protein Rap-2a-like. NCBI's taxonomy places the organism in Eukaryota, Metazoa, Cnidaria, Anthozoa, Scleractinia, Pocilloporidae. Gene Ontology annotation, cellular component: plasma membrane. The record is from RefSeq and is a predicted model, not a curated record. Gene Ontology annotation, molecular function: GTPase activity; GTP binding; GDP binding. Gene Ontology annotation, biological process: signal transduction.
UGCGUUUCGAAAGCUUUAACAGCUCCAUUCCGCUUUGUCUGUAUUUCACGUACGGUUUAGCUGGUGGUUAAGAUAAGGUCGCGCAUCUGUUAGACACCGGUCCUAAGUGGAGUGGAGAGGCAGUAUGAGGCGAGCUCAAGCCUAUCCAGAGGAACAGAAUAACGCUCCACGAACGUUACUGAGAAUGAAGAAACAAGUUAAAGAAGAGAGAAUAGCCGCAGUCAAGAAACGUAGUUCAACGUACUUGAAAAAAUUCACCGUAGCAGUUUUCGGGGAAGCUAGGACAGGAAAAUCAUCCUUAAUUCGGACCUUCCUUGGAGAGACAUUUAAAAAUGACUAUGAACCGACCAUAGAAGACUUUUACUCCAAGCAGAUUGUCUACAACGACAAAAAUUACCAAGUGGAUAUCAUAGACACUUGUGGUACAGAGAAUUUCCCAGCCAUGCGGAAAGUGGAUAUCAACAAGGCAGACGCCAUUUUGCUUGUGUAUUCUCUGGACAAUCCGCGCUCUUUUGAGCGGCUUCGUGAGCUAAGAGAGGAAGUCUUUCAAGAACGAGGCAUUGGUUUGCCUGUUAUGGUUGUAGCGAACAAAUCAGACGUCGUCAUAGAUGGACAUGCUUUAGAAAUGAAAAUGAAUGAUGGAUCUUUGGUGAACACUAAAUAUGUCGCUGAGAAGGAAUGGAACGUAUUGUGGACGAUAACUUCAGCCAAAAUGGCGUGGGGUAUCGAGGACAUGGUCCAUGGACUCAUUGAUGCAUUCUACGCCCGAAGAGCACAAACAUUGCCAACUAAAGGUAGCUCAUGGUUAAAAAGGAGUCCUAUACUUAACAGCUUACGGCGGAAAUCCAAGUAAAAUUUUGAAAUGACUGCCGGUCUCACUUAGUUUCUGCGAGUAGGCUUUCAACAGCUGUAUGAUAUGAAUCUACGUCGCUAAAAUGUUUGUUUUCCUUGCGUGGAGCGUCGUUCACGUUGCACGAUAUUUUUGUUUUUGGCUUUAAGGUUUGCUGCAUUCGUGGAUGCACAGAAAUUAAGCUAUUUGUUGUUUUUUCAAAUGCUUUCAAGACAAAUCAUUGUUGACUAUCUAGAGUUUCAAAUAAUCCUGAUUCGUUUGAAAAUCUACUCGCUCUUUUCAUAAAAUGUCAUAAACCUAAUCAUAACCCUAAGGUUUGCUGCAUUCGUGGAUGCACAGAAAUUAAGCUAUUUGGUUUUUUUUUCAAAUGCUUUCAAGACAAAUCAUUGUUGACUAUCUAGAGUUUCAAAUUACCCUGUUUCGUUUGAAAAUCUACUCGCUCUUUUCAUAAAAUGUCAUAAUCCUAAUCAAGGCAGUUUUCAGAAGCAUAUUUCAAAUAACAAGCCAAAUACUAUCCUAGCCACCUUAGUGUGUUAAUCAAUUAACAAUAUUGAAUCAUCAAUUUCUCAGAAGUUUAUUUUCCCCGAAAUUGAUGCAAAUUAUGACUGAAAAUAAUAUAAUUUGAACGACAGUUGUUUAUAUGAAUUAUACU